Messenger RNA from Suillus subaureus, 645 nucleotides. RefSeq lists its product as uncharacterized. Lineage: Eukaryota; Fungi; Basidiomycota; Agaricomycetes; Boletales; Suillaceae. The record is from RefSeq and is a predicted model, not a curated record. The transcript has 2 exons. The coding region runs from base 1 to 645 and encodes 214 amino acids.
AUGACAUUUGUACCUACACUUGCUCCACGAGCUAGCCAGACUACCACUCGAUCCAGUUCCAGGUCCACCUCUAGUACCCACUCCAGCUCUAGAACUGCCACUACGGGCACGAUCUCCAGCUCUAGCUCCAGUCAUGCAUACACGACUAGCACCAGUUCCUCAAGCUCGUCUCGCAAAGUGCUUAGUACUGGAGCGCGAGUUGGGAUAGGAUUUGGGAUAGUGUUCUUCUUGUUAUUAUGCAUAAUGCUGUUUUCCUACUUGAAGAGACGAUAUCAGAGAGCUCGGGAGAAAGUCGGUUAUAAGCCUGCCCUUUCGGCGCCGGGAGGGGGGGACCUUCCACCUCCACCUCAGCUGGAUGUUGCGUAUCCAAAUUUCCAAUACCCAAUCUCAGCACCCGCUCGCCCUUCAUCGUACUAUUCUCCAACAUAUCUAAUACCCUAUGAAACUUCAGCAAGUGCUACAAUGAUGACCACUCAGUUGAAUGCGCCAGCGGCCGAUGGUUCACUUAGCAACCCUCAACCUGUGCGUCAGCUGCCGGCGCUUCACCCAGAUAUAACUCAACAUCAGGACCCACUCGAAUGGAGGAAACGGAGUCUGGAUGACGCUCGAGAACUACACGAUGCUCCGCCAAAAUAUCCUUUUUGA